AUGGCGUACGUGGGCCGCAAAGCCUUCCAAGGCAUCGCGGCGGGCAUUGGCCUGGUCUCAGAGGGGAUCUCUGCGCACAAAGCCAAGAAACAGACACAACAGGCCCAGACAGCAGAGGGAGAAAUUGAUACCGACCGAACGCUAUCCGAAGACAACAGAUCUCCAUUGCAGGGUUCCCAAGAAGAGGGUGUCUAUCUUCACGAGAGGACGGCAAUCGACUCGCUCGAAGAACAGUGGAACCUCGAUGAGGCCCAGACAGAACUGGCGCAUCCAUCGGAGGACCAUGCAAACACCCCCGACCAACGCGACCCACCAGAGGCCAUCGAUGAAGCAGGCCUUGCUCACCAGUUCGCCGAAGAGCACCCGGCACCAACACCCUAUACCCCCAAUGAGGAAGCGCCAACCCCCCGACUUUCCGCGCCCGUUGUCCUGCCCCAGCGCAGACCCAAGAACCGUGAGCGCGGCUUCAUUCGCGCGUAUGCGCAGGAUCUGGACGAAUUCGGCAUCGACGAGGCCAUGUUCCUUGAGUUCCUCGAUACCGCUGAGAAGGCCUGCCAGGGGGCUAAAUGGCUGAAUGCGAUUAACCUGGCGUCCAUCGGGACCAUGUUCAUGCCGUCCGUGUCGGCAAUCGCCGUCUCGAUUGCUGUCCAGAUCACCACUCAGGUGGCCAUUGCUGUUGAUGGGCGCCGGAGGUCAGCAUCCAGGAUUGAUUACAACACCAAGUCCAGGUCCAACACGUUCUUUGAUAAAAUGAAUGCGGAAUUCUUCCAGCCGCGUGGUCUCUUUUGUUUGGUCAUGACAUGGAACCCUGAACUUUCGAAUGCUCUCUCCACGGAGGUUGAUUUGACCUCCACCAUUUCCCAAGCCACCAGCAGGGGUGGCGAUGCGACUUUAGGACGCUUGCAGCACAAAUUCAAGUCGUCGAACGGAAAGGCAUACGGUAACAUCUUUCCGGAGGUUGCGCCAUUGGUGUUUCCCCAGCUCGACCAGCUGGCCUCGGACCAGAGGUCCGAGAACAAGCUCAACAAGGUGAAGAAACAGAAGGAGUUCGUAGCCAGCUACUUGGACAAGAGGGCCCGAGCCAAAUUUGCUGCAGAUAAUCCCACCAGCCACUUGAACCAAGGCCAGACCCCGACCUUCUCAUCGCGAUAUGCCGACCCCAAUCACCCCGCCAGCAGCGGCGACCCUCUUGCCCUGGUGACGGGAGGCCAUGUCCGGCUGCCGAGUUUGCGCCGGGCCUCUACGGGCCAGCCUUCCUCCUCAAACCAACCUGCUCCAUUUGGGCGUUCCAUGGGGCUAAGAGGGAUCAUCGGAAAUGUGAGAGGCAUCAGGGAUACUCGCAAUCCUGAACAGAUGGACCCUCAGGACUCCGGUGACUUGGGCAGGACACAACCCCAACCGCCCCUUCAAGAGCGUAGACAGCUCAUCACUCCGUUUACGCCCCUCGCCAAAUUACGAGAAAAGAAAGUGCUGUACCUGGCCAUUGUCAACAUGCCUUCCGAGGCAGAAAUGAACCAAGCAACCGCGGCCGUGGCACCCGUGGAAGCUUAG
Penicillium alfredii is the source of this 1551-nucleotide messenger RNA. RefSeq lists its product as uncharacterized. The transcript is spliced from 4 exons. Bases 1 to 1551 code for a protein of 516 amino acids. Lineage: Eukaryota; Fungi; Ascomycota; Eurotiomycetes; Eurotiales; Aspergillaceae. The record is from RefSeq and is a predicted model, not a curated record.